Molecule: messenger RNA, 1698 nt
Organism: Naegleria gruberi
Lineage: Eukaryota; Heterolobosea; Eutetramitea; Acrasida; Naegleriidae
Exons: 3
Coding region: 1-1671 (556 amino acids)
Source: RefSeq, a predicted model, not a curated record
AUGUCUCAACAACCAUCAGCAGAAACAUCUGUGCCAUCAUCAUCAACAACAUCCGAAGUGGUACCAAAGGCUAAUCCUUUCCAUGCACUGCCAAAAGUUACAAAGGAACAAUUAUUGGCUGGUGUGGAACAAUCAAGAUUGGAAUCUAUUUUGAGUAAAACUCAUGGAUUAUUUCCUCUCCUUGAUGAUAUUAAAGAUCUGAGAACUGCUUUGAAAAUUGUAAGGAAUGAUUUGGAAGCAUUGAAGCAACCAUUCCCAUAUGUUGAAAAACAUGAAAAUAAUAUGGCCUUUUUCAAUUACAAUUACAUGACAUGGUUUACUUUUGGAGAUUUGUCAGAAAGAAAAUUGGAUGACGAAAUUAGUGAAAUUAGAAGAGCUGCCUAUUUGUUUGCGAGAGAAUGCAGAGGAGUAUGUUAUGACUUGGAAACCGGAGCUUGUGCAUCAAGAGGUUUACAAAAGUUUUUCAAUGUUGGUGAAAAACCAGAAACUGAACCAACUUCAAUUGAUUUUACUGAAAAUCACAUUAUUUUAGAUAAGAUGGACGGUACUAUGGUUUGUUCAAUUCUUGCAAAAGAACCAAGUUUGAAUGAUGCCAACAAGAGACUUUUGAGAUUUAGAACUAAAAUGGGUUGGGUUACUGAUCCAUCAAAAUUAGCAGAAGCAUUUAUUUAUGGAAGUAAUGAUGCGUCACAAUUCCCAGUUAUUGAUAUGUCAAAUGAUGAAUACAGAUUAUCAGAUAGUUAUACAGGAAAGUUUAAAUCAUUCAUUGAAUUUUCCAUUUAUUGGAUCAAGAAGGGAUACAGUCCAAUCUUUGAAUUGGUCUCUCCUCAAAACCAAAUUGUAUUAUUAUAUGACCACACUUCAUUAGUGUUACUUGGCAUCAGAAAUAACUAUGAUGGUCAUUAUGUUUCCUAUGAAGAAACUAGAAGAUCAUGCGAAGAAUUCGGCGUAGAAUACACGAAACCACUUGCAAGUUUGAAUUCUGAAACAAAUUUGGAAAAUGUGCUGAAAUUCAUCAAGGAACAAAUUGGAAUUGAAGGUUUCGUCAUUAGAUUCGAACCAUCUGGAAAAAUGUACAAAAUCAAAUGUAGUUGGUAUCUCGAACUCCACUCUUGCAAAACUGAUAAUAAGAAGAUUUCAGACACUGAUAUUUGGUGGGCUGUUUUGCAAAAUACCGUAGAUGACAUUCAAAGUAAUUUGCAAACUAAGGAAAUGAAAACUGAGUUGGAAGAUUUCGUCAGUAACUUUUGGAAUGCAUUGAAUUCAUUCUGUCAAAAGAUAAUUGAAAAGGGAACAGAACUGAGAGAAAAGUAUCCAACCAAGAAGGAAUAUUUUGCUCAAGGUGUUCUCCCACUCCAAAAGGAAACAAAUAAGCUUUACUCUGAAUUUGUUUCUGGUUACUUUGAUUGGGAGGAUGAUAAGGUUCAAGAAAAGGUUCUUACAAAGCUUAUCAAAAAGUUGGAACCAACAGUAAAUACUAAGAAGAAGGUCAAGAAUAAUGUCCUCCAAGAAAUUAGGGAAUGUAUGGAACAAGUGACAGAAAUCAAACUCAACAUUUUCGAAAGUAAAUAUCUUGAAGAAAAGAAGAGAUAUGAUGAAACUCUCAAGUUGAGAAGAGAACAACAAUCCUCAUCUAGACCUCAAAUUUAUGAUGCCGAAGAACAAGAAUAAAUAGUGAGCUUUCUCAAUUUCAAUAAU